Messenger RNA from Arabidopsis arenosa, 2954 nucleotides. NCBI's taxonomy places the organism in Eukaryota, Viridiplantae, Streptophyta, Magnoliopsida, Brassicales, Brassicaceae. The record is from the annotation of a GenBank genome assembly.
CUGCUUCCGUCAUCGUAGAUCCAUGAGAUCUUCAGCGGGAAAGCUUCUCUCCCAUUCUCUACGGAGAAACCGCGGGAAACCUGUUGCCGGAGGCCAUGGAUUUUGGAUUCCGGCUACGAGGUCGUCAUCGAAGAUGUGGAUUUCGACGGUCCCGUCAGAUGAAAAACCUGAUCAAAAUUCAAUCGAUGCAGGAUCUUCAAUGCGGAAACCAAUUAGCUUAUGGCCUGGAAUGUAUCAUUCUCCGGUGACUAAUGCGCUUUGGGAAGCUAGACGUAAUAUGUUCGAAAGCCCUACCGGAGACGACGAUUCUCUUUCAAAAUUGACGGCUAAGUCUCCGUCUCGAAGCCGGACUUCGAUUCUCUACAAGUUUUCUUCUGAUUUUGUUCUUCGAGAACAGUAUAGGAAUCCUUGGAAUGAGAUUCGUACUGGUAAAUUGGUUGAAGAUCUUGACGCUCUUGCUGGAACCAUCUCCUUCAAGCAUUGUGGUGGUGAUAGCAGUGCGAGAUCAAUGAUUUUGGUGACUGCUUCAGUGGAUAGGAUUAUCAUGAAAAGACCAAUUCGUGUGGAUGUUGACCUGAGUAUAGUUGGCGCUGUUACAUGGGUUGGAAGAUCAUCCAUGGAGAUGCAAUUACAAGUACUCCAAAGUCAAGAUGCCAAUUCCGCUGAGUCGGUUGCCCUUGAAGCAAACUUUACAUUUGUGGCUCGUGAUGCCCAGACAGGCAAGUCAACUCCAAUUAACCAAGUCGUACCAGAAACUGAGCAUGAAAAACUUCUGUGGAAAGAGGCAGAAGAGAGGAACAAACUACGAAAACAAAAGAGAGCACAAGGUAAAGAAGAGCAUGAGAAGUUGAAGGACUUAGAGAGGCUAAAUGAGUUAUUAGCAGAAGGACGAGUAUUCCUGGACAUGCCAGCUCUUGCAGAUCGGAACAGCAUCCUAAUUAAGGAUACUUCCCAUGAAAACUCAUUGAUCUGCCAGCCACAGCAACGAAAUAUUCAUGGCAGAAUUUUUGGAGGCUUCUUGAUGCGCAAAGCUUUUGAGUUGGCCUUCUCCAAUGCUUACACCUUCGCUGGGGUUUCACCACGUUUUCUGGAAGUUGACCGCGUCGAUUUUAUCAAACCAGUGGAUGUUGGAAACUUCCUUCGUUUCAAAUCACGAGUAUUGUACACAGAAGCAACCAGUUCAGCUGAACCGCUGAUAAACAUCGAGGUUGUAGCUCAUGUUACAAGUCCAGAGCUCAGGUCCAGCGAAGUCUCUAACAGGUUCUACUUCACCUUCAGUGUGAGACCUGAGGCCAUGAAAGAUGGAUUGAAAAUAAGGAAUGUGGUUCCAGCAACAGAAGAAGAAGCUAGAACGAUUUCAGAGCUGAAACAAAUAAAAACCAUGGAGAAGAGAGAAGAGGAGCAACAAAAGCGCGACGAUUCCAGAUUCAAUCAAACACUUAAGAACGUCCAAGGGUUUCUUAAAGGUAGAAGUAUUCCUGGUAAAGUAUUGUUGACUAGGAGAUCAGAUCCUCCUCCAUACCCAAUCUCUCCAACAUAUCAACGGAGCUUAUCGGAGAAUGACGCCGGUCGAAAUGAGCGAUUCGAGAGUCCCGUUGAGGUGGAAGAUCACAAUUCAAGUAAGAAACAUGAUAAUACAUAUGCUGGUAAGCUACGAUCAAACUCUAGUGCUGAAAGGAGUGUGAAAGAAGUUCAAAACCUGAAGAUAGGUGUUAGAUCAAGUGACUCUGCUAGAGUUAUGAAGUUCAACAAAGUGCUUUCAGAAACAACUGUCAUCUUAGAGAAACUGCGCGAACUAGCAUGGAAUGGUGUGCCACACUAUAUGCGACCUGAUGUCUGGCGGCUUCUCUUGGGAUAUGCACCACCUAAUUCAGAUAGAAGGGAGGCUGUUCUGAGAAGAAAACGUCUUGAAUAUCUGGAAUCUGUUGGCCAAUUUUAUGACCUUCCAGAUUCCGAACGAUCUGAUGAUGAGAUCAAUAUGCUUCGCCAGAUUGCUGUUGACUGUCCAAGGACUGUACCAGAUGUCAGUUUCUUUCAGCAAGAACAGGUGCAGAAAUCACUGGAGCGUAUUCUUUACACGUGGGCCAUUAGGCAUCCAGCGAGCGGAUACGUUCAGGGAAUAAAUGACCUGGUCACGCCCUUCCUAGUUAUUUUCUUGUCAGAAUAUCUAGAUGGCGGUGUAGACUGUUGGUCAAUGUCUGAUCUAUCUGCUGAAAAAGUCUCAGAUGUAGAAGCGGAUUGCUACUGGUGCUUAACAAAGCUACUUGAUGGUAUGCAAGAUCAUUACACGUUUGCUCAACCUGGAAUCCAGAGACUUGUGUUUAAGCUGAAGGAACUGGUCAGGCGUAUUGAUGAACCUGUUUCAAGACACAUGGAAGAGCAUGGGCUGGAGUUUCUUCAGUUUGCUUUCCGGUGGUAUAACUGUCUUCUCAUUCGUGAGAUCCCUUUCAAUCUCAUCAACCGCCUAUGGGACACUUAUCUUGCUGAAGGGGAUGCCUUGCCAGACUUUCUAGUGUAUAUAUAUGCUAGCUUUCUCUUGACGUGGUCUGAAGAGCUAAAGAAGCUAGAUUUUCAAGAAAUGGUAAUGUUCCUGCAACACCUUCCGACACAUAACUGGUCAGACCAAGAGCUCGAAAUGGUGUUGUCAAGAGCUUACAUGUGGCAUAGUAUGUUCAAUAAUUCCCCAAACCAUUUGGCUAGCUGAAAUGACUUUUCCUCCAUGAUGCUGCUGUUUUUCCCUUGGUUAUAUUAUCUUCUUCUUCUUCUUGUCAAAAUCAGCUUUCGGGGUUUUUUUUGUUUGGUUAUGGUAAAUGCUAACAUUCUUGUCUUGUUAAUUGUUAUUAGUUAUGUAUGUUUUCACGCACCUCUUGUUGAAUCUUCUCACCAGUUUGUGUGUUUGUAAUAUUUGUAGCUUUCACUAAUUUUGGCUGUCUCAAUAAUUUUUAUUUGGAAUU